AUGAAAUCACUGACUCUGAUCUUGGGCCUUUGGGCUCUUGCAGCGUGUUUCACACCUGGUAAGAGUCAAAGAGGCCUCGGGGGACCAUAUCCACCUGGACCACUGUCUCCUCCUCCUCCUCCAUCACCUUUUCCUUUUGGACCAGGAUUUGUUCCACCACCCCGUCCUCCACCCUGUGGUCCAUGGAGAAUUCCACCACCCCCUCCUCUACUCUAUGGUCCAGGGAGAAUUCCACCACCUCCUUCUCUACCCUAUGGUCCAGGGAGAAUUCCACCAUCUCCUCCUCUACCCUAUGGUCCAGGGAGAUUUCCACCACACCUUUCUCCACCCUAUGGUCCAGGGAGAAUUCAACCACUCUCUCUUCCUUACCCUUAUGGCCCAGGUUAUCCACAGCCACCUUCCCAACCAAGACCCUAUCCACCUGGACCUCCAUUUUUCCCUGUAAUUCCUCCAACUGAUCCUGCCCUCCCUACUCCUGCACCCUUAAUACAGACAACUGCAACAGGUGCCACCACCACUGCAAAAGACACCACUACCCUCAUAACCACUGCUUCUACUAUCCAAAAAUAA
Rhinopithecus roxellana (golden snub-nosed monkey) is the source of this 570-nucleotide messenger RNA. RefSeq names its product submaxillary gland androgen regulated protein 3A (gene SMR3A). Lineage: Eukaryota; Metazoa; Chordata; Mammalia; Primates; Cercopithecidae. Gene Ontology annotation, biological process: regulation of sensory perception of pain. The record is from RefSeq and is a predicted model, not a curated record. The coding region runs from base 1 to 570 and encodes 189 amino acids. The transcript has 2 exons. Gene Ontology annotation, molecular function: endopeptidase inhibitor activity.